Molecule: messenger RNA, 315 nt
Organism: Emiliania huxleyi CCMP1516
Lineage: Eukaryota; Haptophyta; Isochrysidales; Noelaerhabdaceae
Exons: 4
Coding region: 1-315 (104 amino acids)
Source: RefSeq, a predicted model, not a curated record
AUGAAAAUAGCGGCCGAGCCCAUCUGCGUCAAGCAGCCGCUGCAGGCGCUGGCAGGCCGCUCGUUCGAGCGGCUUUGCGAGUUGGGCCUCUCCUCGCGACCGGCGAGCUGGUACUCGGCCAAGGAGGUCAAGGCCGCGUACCGGCAGCUCUCGCUGCAGCUGCACCCCGACAAGAUUCGCGGCGCUUCCCCUGAGGCGAGGCGAGAGGCGGAGAACCGCUUCAUGAGGGCCAGCCCUCUGGGCAUAGAAAUCAGCACCUCAUCAGGCUUCCCUGAGCGUCACAGCUCGGUGAUCGCGCCGGCCGGACACCACUGA